Miscanthus lutarioriparius is the source of this 552-nucleotide messenger RNA. The record is from the annotation of a GenBank genome assembly. NCBI's taxonomy places the organism in Eukaryota, Viridiplantae, Streptophyta, Magnoliopsida, Poales, Poaceae.
AUGGGCUCAUGGCGUUGCGUUUGCUUUGGUGCCUUGCUUGCUGCUUGGAACGGGAGGUCUAGAGGAGGGAGUUUUGAGAAGAUCAAAUGGCUCCUAAAGGCUUACUCCGCUCCUGCCAAGAAGGCUGAUGCCAAGGCCCAGGCCUUGAAGGUUGCCAAGGCUGUGAAGUCUGGGGCAGGCAAGAAGAAGACCAAGAAGAUCCGCACGUCCGUGACAUUUCACCGCCCCAAGACCCUGAAGAAGGCCAGGGACCCGAAGUACCCAAGAAUCAGCACCACUGGAAGAAACAAGCUUGAUCAGUACCAAAUCCUCAAGUACCCCCUCACCACAGAAUCGGCAAUGAAGAAGAUUGAAGAUAACAACACUCUGGUCUUCAUCGUCGACCUCAAGGCAGACAAGAAGAAGAUCAAGGCCGCUGUCAAGAAGAUGUAUGACAUUCAGGCAAAGAAGGUCAACACCCUGAUCAGGCCUGAUGGGAAGAAGAAGGCUUAUGUGAAGCUGACGCCUGACUAUGAUGCUCUUGAUGUGGCCAACAAAAUCGGCAUCAUCUAA